AUGCUUCAACCCUGGAGGACCAUCCUCCUCCUUCUCGCCUCAAUCAGCGCUGCACUGGUCGAGGCUGUGCCUACCAUCUCCUUCCCCAUCAACUCCCAGGUGCCGCCUGUCGCGAGGAUAUCGCAGCCAUUCUCAUACGUCUUCCCCUCAUCGACCUUCACGUCGUCCUCCGGAUCGCCGCUGUACUAUUCCCUGAGGAACCCCCCGUCCUGGCUCUCCAUCGACAGCGACCACCGCAGACUGUACGGAACACCCCAGGAUGCCGACAUCGCACCCGGCACAGUGGUCGGGGUUCCCAUCGCCCUGGUAGCGAACGACUCGACUGGCUCAACGUCUCUUGCGGCGACUCUGGUUGUUUCUCGCGAUCCUGGACCCGCCGUCCAGGUGCCAGUCUCUGAGCAGAUACGGAGUUUUGGCGCCUACUCUGAGCCAUCAUCCAUCCUGCUGUAUCCAGACAGAGAUUUCAUUUUCGCCUUUGCCCCGAAUACCUUCACCGACACACAAGUCCCAAUUCUCAACUACUACGCUGUCACUACGGACAACAGCCCACUGCCAGCCUGGGUCUCCUUCGACGAGGGCACAUUGGCUUUUUCCGGAACGACGCCGCCAUUCGCCUCUCUAAUAGAGCCUCCACAGACCUUUUCUCUGAAACUCGUUGCGUCGGAUGUCACAGGCUUCUCUGCAGCCUCGAUCGCCUUCUCCAUCGUGGUCGGAAGCCACGCCUUGACAGCCACCCAGCCGAGCAUCACGCUAAAUGCCACCGUUGGAACACCUCUUGCGUAUACAGGGCUGGUUGGCAACGUAAAAAUCGAUGGCCAGCCCGCAGCCAUUACCGAUGUCCCCAGGGCCACGCCGGAGAAUCUGCCGUCAUGGCUGGCAUUCGAUCCUGAUUCGUGGGCGAUCGCUGGCACACCCCCAGAUACGGCACAAUCAACUUCAUUUUCGGUCAUCAUGGAAGACGACUUUUCGGACAGAUUAAACAUUACUUUUGACGUUGAACUUGCAACAAGCGGUAGUCUUUUCCAGGGCGUCUUUCCGGCCAUGAGCCUCAAGGCCGGUGACCGCUUGUCAUUUGACCUAAAGCCAUUUUUGCUCAACCCUUCUGACUCUGUGAUCACGGUCGACGUCCAACCAUUGACUUCAUGGAUCGAGUUCGAUGCAUCGAACUUGGUCUUGUCAGGGGACGUGCCGACUUCGGCGCCGAGUUCUGUCAUAGAAGUCGUCUUUAACGUCAAGGCAGAGGCUCGUCGGCUAAAGAGAGACGAGACGUCACAGUCACAGAAACUCACUAUUCAGAUCUCUUCUAACGCGCAGUCGACAUCAUCCACCAGCCCAGAGUCUUCGACCGGCACCGCUUCAUCAACCGCCACAUCGAAGGGCUCCGCUGCGCCUGGGGACCAGCCCACACACAAUGCGACCACAAAUGUGGUCCUGGUCGCGAUCCUCGUUCCCCUCAUCUUGGGACUCCUUUUUGCUAUAUGCUUCUGCUUCUGCUGCUACCGUCGACGUCAGAGACGCCUUUCGCGCACUCCUCUGGAAGGGAAGGAAAGUUGCGGUCCAGAGCCCACCAAUUAUAUACAUACUCAAGGCUUUGACCCUGAGGCGGCGCCUCUGGAUGUGAGUGAACAGCAAUCGGUGGGACUCACCAAGUCUCCAGUCGAGAAAUCCAAACCUCGAAAACCUAGCAACCUCCGAUCCGAAUACACCGGCUCCCCUAUUCCCGAGGCUCCAGCUCCAGCCCUGCCGAUUAUCGUUCAUGAUGCGCCUACUCAUGAUCCAUUACCAGGCAAAUAUCGAGAAUUGAUGGCACCACUGCGCAACUUCCGCAUCCCUCGCUUGAAACGCGGGAAUACUCGGACCUCGACGGAUUCCUUCGACGAAGACGAUGGCCGUGGCUUCAGCUUGGAUCAUCCGCCUUCCAUCACCCUGCGUCAAAGUCGUCAGAACUCUUUUCGUAGCGAAGUAGAAGUCAGCAUCCCUUCCCUCGACUCGGAGCAUAGUCCUCUGCAAACGCCAGACGCGGCCUAUACUGGGUCUACAACACAGCUUGCUCGGGACGGUGGUCAAAAUUAUCCCUUUCCCGCCACUCCAAUGAACCGUCAUCCUCCACCGCGAAACCCUGCGAGGGUACAUAGUGAACCUAGUAGACGGAACCGAGACAUCACGCCUAUUGAUCAAUCAGAGAUCAUUAUCGAAAAGACCCGUCCAGCCGCGGAUGAGCCCACGAUUCGAGAACACCCCGCACUUCGGCACGCCAAGUCCCAGAAGUCCUUCCUCAGCUUCUCUUCGGUUGACACAUUCAGAGGAACCCGUCGACUCGCUGGCAAAGCCACAGCAUCGGCUAAAGGUGCAGCAAGUCUUGCUAGUGCCGCGGUACAACGCAAGACUCUGAAGGCUUGGGGUAAAGUGCGGCUCCAUGUUCAGGACUCACCGCACGCGAGGCAGGGCAUAUUCGACAAUGUGAUACCCAGCAGGGGCGACUUCCGUAGAUCUGGCCACUUUGGUGGUAGUGGUGGGUAUAUGAGCUUGCGAGACCCUGGUGUGCCGGCGACUGUGCCCACUCCGCGGGUGGCCACGGCGCCGGUGGCACUCAACAGCGAGAGCCAUAGGAUGCGGCAGGCGCGGAUGAAUGGAAGCGUUAGCAGUAGUGGUAGUCGCAGCAGCCGGGCCAUGUCUGUCGGAGCCGGUGAGAAGCGUUCGAGUCAGAGCGACCCGGGCACGGUCCGCCGACGGCGCGGCAGCGGCUCAUACGACCUGCCACAGCGUCCCACUACAUCACCUCGGGAGUCGUACACGGGGCUCGGGAUCGCAGACUACGAGGGGCUUGUCUACAACUCGCCGUUUCACCCGUCGAGAGAUAACAGAGGCAGAGGAGUAGGGAAGGCGACAACGACGUCGUGGGCUACGACGCAGCCGCGUCUGUCGCGGUCUUCCUCAAUGGAUCGGCCGGUGACGGCCAAGACGGCGCAGACUCUACAGAGCGUAAGCAGUGUGAGGGACUCGAGAAACUGGGUCGUGCACCAGGAGAGUCCGAUGGAGAGCCCGAUGGAGAGCCCGGUCAUCCCGAUGAGGAAUCGACAGGGCAGUGAUGGCGGUGGUGGUAUUCGCAUGGUCAGCGAAUUGACGCCCUCGAGGAAACCAGUUGUGCGGUGGACAAGUGCUACCUCGCAGCAGCAGGCCGGUGGCGGCAGCGGCAAUAAUGAAAUCAAGAGGAAGAGUGUGGCACAGUCUGGACAGUCUGGGACGAGUAGGGAAUCUGAAGGGCCGCCUGCCUUUAUAUGA
Molecule: messenger RNA, 3282 nt
Organism: Diaporthe amygdali
Lineage: Eukaryota; Fungi; Ascomycota; Sordariomycetes; Diaporthales; Diaporthaceae
Exons: 1
Coding region: 1-3282 (1093 amino acids)
Cellular component (GO): membrane
Molecular function (GO): calcium ion binding
Source: RefSeq, a predicted model, not a curated record